CCAGUAAUGCUUUUGCAAUAAAUAUUAACAUAUGUGAUUUUCUCCUUAGACUCAGUGAAGUCCAUUCAACCAUUUGAUACAAAUUACAAUGAUAUGAAUGAAUUACAUAAUAUGAUCCACAGAAAUAACAAGCAAAACGGGCAAACGAAUAAACACAGAACUAAAAAAAAAAAACAGAUCCAUAUAAAUAAUAUCCUGGUUACAGUAAAAAUGUACAGUAUGACCAGUCAAGAAAAUCCCUGCAACAUGAUAUUAUGGACAUCAGGCUCUACAUAGUUCAUGUAGGGCUCCCAAACUUUAUAGAAUUGGUCUGUUUUUGAAUGUAAUAUACAUGUAAGGUUCUCUAAUGGCACCAGAUCAAACACCUCUCUCUGCUUUUAACUGUUGGUACUUUUUCAGUGAUCCACUGUAAUAAAAUAUUCUUCCUCGUAGGGCUGGGCGAUAUGGACCAAAAGUCAUAUCUCGAUAUUUUCUAGCUGAAUGGCGAUACUCGAUAUAUAUCGAUAUUUUUUCUGUGCCAUAAUUGGGGUUUCCCCCAAAGCAUUAUAGCAUAGCAUCUCUGUUAGCAUCUCUGUUAGCUUCAUUUUUUCUGAGGCAAACCCUUAAAAAAACAGUCAGUUUUAAUACAAAGCCUCGUGCCAAAUGUCACACAGGUUCCUUUAUUAACAGAGGUCUGCACAAUAUCAAAAUGUAUAAAACAAAUGAAAUAAAAAUAAACUGCCUGCAUAUAUAGAAUAAAAAUGCUUCUUGAAUAAAAUAAAACAAAUAUCCCGUUCCUGCAUAACAAUUAAAUUAAAAUACACUGUAAUUAAUACAAUGUAGACAGUAACAGGCAGACUUUUCCACUGAGGUUGACAGUUGUGCAAAUAACAAAACAUUUGUGCAAAUCUCAAAUAAAACAUGUAAACAGAUAUUGCAUCUCUUUGAGCAAAUCUCAAAGAAUAAUUACAACAAGUGAACUACUGUACAUUUUACAGAUUUUGUGCCAGGAAAACUAACCUUGACUAACAUUGAAAAUAUAUCGAUAUAUAUUAAAAUCUCGAUAUAUCGCCCAGCCCUGCUUCCUCGCUGCAUAGGUAAGAAUACAAUACAGCCUCCGAUUAUGUUUUUUAAUGUCAAGUGUUGCCUCGGGACCCCCAGUACAAGAGAUACGGGAUCCAUCUCCAGCUUUAAACACAAUAUCUUUUCUAUUUCAGACAGCACAUCAGACCAAUACACCUGCAGUUUACAACAUGACCAAAAAAAAUGAGUUAGGGGACCAAUUUCUAUCUUGCAUUUAAGGCACAUGGGUGAGAGAAGGAUUGAAGUGAUGUCUACGGUUGGGGGAUAUGUGCAUUCUGUGUAUAAUUUUAAACUGUAUCGCUUGGGCCCGAUUGCAAACUGAAAUUGAUUUAGCCUGUCUCCAUACAUCCUUCCAUUCUUCAUCAUCAAUUAUGAUGUUUAGCUCCUUCUCCCAUGUGCCUUUAAGCUUGUCCAACCCAACCGGGGGUGUGAAACACAGAGCUUUAUAAAAUAUGCUUAAAGAUAUCUCUCUUGCUGUUAAAAAUAAUAAUAUAUUUAUUUAUUAUUUAGGUCCAUCACAUGCUGAAAGUCCUAGAGGGGAAGGGAUAGUGGUCUCCAUGGUAACGCAGAUCCGCCCCAGCAGCCAGGUCUUCCAUCUCAAUGUCAACAUCCACCGGUGGCGGCGCUGCGGCUGCCAUGGCAACCCCGGGAUGUGAGCAGGCUGUGAUGGCUUCAGACCGCUACGCCAGACUCAUCCUGGCCCAGAUCAACAAGCUGCGUCUUCGCAGCGACUUCUGCGACGUGGGACUCAAAGUAGGAGGGCAGGUGUUCAGGGUGCACCGGCUGGUGCUCGCCGCCAGCAGCCCCUACUUCUCAGCCCUGUUCUCAGGGGGGAUGAGGGAGGCGGAGAAAGAGGAGAUUCAAAUCAUCGGAGUGGGCACGGAAAUCUUUGAGAUUUUGCUGGACUUCAUAUACACAGGGACAAUCAGUGUGACUGUAGAGAACGUUCAGGAGAUCAUGAUUGCAGCAGACAUGCUGCAGCUGAACGAGGUGGUCUCCAUAUGUGGGGAGUUUCUCAAGGAUCACAUGGACCCAUUAAACUGUGUCGGCAUCUUCCAGUUCCUGGAGCAGAUCGGUUGCCUCCAUAUGCUCGAAUUUGCUGAGAACUACAUCUACGUUCAUUUCUUAGAGGUGUGUGUCACUGACGAGUUCAGGGGCCUUUCAAAGGAUCAGAUAGUGAGGCUUUUGAGAAGUGAGGAGUUGAGGAUUGAGGAUGAGUACCAGGUGUUUACUGCAGCUAUGGACUGGGUUCUCCAUGAUGUGACAAAGAGGAAAAAACAUGUUGUGGAGGUGUUGGAAGCAGUCCGUUUCCCUCUGCUUUCCCCGCAGAGAUUAUUCAAAUACAUAGAAGGUAUUACAGACUUCAGCCUGCGUGUGGCGCUGCAGACUCUGCUGAAGGAAUACACCGAAGUCACAAAGUCUCCGAAGGAAAACAAGAUGUACAGUCAGCUGCAACCAGCCAAGAUGCGGCCAAGAAGAAAAGCAAGAAAAUACCUUUAUGCAAUAGGAGGCUACACUCGGUUGCAGGGCGGCCGCUGGAGUGACAGCAGAGCGCUGAGCUGCGUGGAACGCUUCGACACCUUUAACCAGUACUGGACCACGGUGUCGUCCCUGCACCAGGCCCGCAGCGGGCUGGGGGUGGCCGUCCUGGAGGGCAUGAUCUACGUGGUGGGAGAACGAUACGACCCCGUCACCAAGCAGUGGGCGGCCGUGGCCUCUCUGAACUUCCCUCGCUGUGGAGUUGGCGUCUCUCCCUGCCACGGCGCUCUGUAUGCGCUCGGAGGUUGGAUUGGAUCUGAGAUCGGCAAGACGAUGGAGCGGUACGACCCGGAGGAGAACAGGUGGGAGGUGAUCGGGACCAUGUCAGUUCCUCGCUACUACUUCGGCUGCUGUGAGCUCCAAGGAUUCAUUUACGUGAUUGGAGGCGUCAGCGACGAAGGAAUGGAGCUGCGCUCGGCAGAAGUAUACGACCCCAUCACCCGCAGAUGGAGCGCCCUGCCCACGAUGGUCACGUGUCGAGCGUAUGUUGGCGUCGCGUGCUUAAACAACUACAUAUACGCAGUUGGAGGGUGGAACGAGGCGCUGGGGGCGUUGGAAACGGUGGAAAAGUACUGUCCCGAGGAGGAGAAGUGGGUGGAGGUUUCCCCCAUGUCGACGGCGCGCGCAGGCGUGUCUGUGUCGGCGGUGAACGGGCUGCUGUACGCGGUGGGCGGACGGGCCGCCAGCAGAGACUUCUCGGCCCCCGUGACGGUGGACUCGGUGGAGAUCUACGACCCCCACCUGGACGCGUGGACCGAGGUCAGAAACAUGAUCACGAGCCGCUGCGACGGCGGCCUGGCCGUGCUCUGACGGCCGGGGAGAGCUUUAAACUGUGAACGUCUGGAUCUUCUUAAAGCUGAGGAAAGCCUGCACCUUAAGAAACACAGAGGAGGACGGUGUUUCUCUCUCAAGUGGACUGUUGCCCUGCGCGUUCAUACACGGACGCGUGUCCGUUUUGUUAGGUCUUUAAUUAUCAAGAGCACAGCAAGUACUGGGAAGUGCCAAAAAACAAAAGCUCUGCUGUCAUCCGUUUCCUGAUUCUCUGUUCACUGAAUAAUUUUACUUGAAUAUCAGAGUGAAAACAUUUCUUUCCUAAGUUAUUUACGUUUGCAUUUGACACCAUCCUGAAAUGAAUCUUUUUUCAGACUACGCUUUUAUUUUUCUUUAUGUGUGAGAGUUUGUUGGGACUGGGAAUACUGUCCUGUCCUCUGAUGUGAGAGCACUGUCUUUUAGUUUAACUUUUAUUUCCCUCAGAGACAUGUUUGGGUCGUAUCCGGUACCUCGGGGGAAAAUCCCGAGCCUCACUGAAAGUUGGACCAAAUGAGUCAUUUUUAGUCAUAACUGUAAACUUGAACAAUGUGCCACUACGUGCUAUCAGUUUCUGUUCCUUGACCUCUUGUACAUAUUCUGCUGUAUAUCCUGCUGCACUUUUGUCAGUUUAUUCUUAAAUCAAAAUCAGUGACGCCUGGAAUUCAUCGAAUUUGCAGUUUAUCAACAUUUCACGUUUCCUCUUCAGAUGACAUGAGCUCAUCAUGCUUUCACGCUAACUGGAGCAAUUUCAGACACGUAUAGCUGCAAAAAACACAUUUAAAAAAAGAAAAAUGUUUACACCACUGUAAAAUCUAUUACUUGCUGCUUUACACUUUUGGCAUAAUAAACUUUACAAAAAAGAUGCUUACUGUUCGUAUUUUAUAUUUUCAGUAACAUUUGUUGGCUUACAAAAUAAAUCAAACCCUCUACACUGUUAAGUAUAAUACAGGACUGUC
This is a messenger RNA of Cololabis saira (Pacific saury), 4367 nucleotides long. It is a transcript of the gene klhl27, whose product is annotated as intracisternal A particle-promoted polypeptide. The transcript has 9 exons. NCBI's taxonomy places the organism in Eukaryota, Metazoa, Chordata, Actinopteri, Beloniformes, Belonidae. Gene Ontology annotation, molecular function: actin binding. Bases 1663 to 3411 code for a protein of 582 amino acids. The record is from RefSeq and is a predicted model, not a curated record.